GCCAGCGAGAGUUACGCUAGCUGGCGGACUAGAGCGGCGCGUCCCGGCGGGGAGGGAGCGAGCGAGGAAUGGAGGAUGAGCGGAGCUUCUCGGAUAUCUGCGGCGGCCGACUGGCCCUGCAGCGCCGCUACUACUCCCCGUCGUGCCGAGAGUUCUGCAUCAGCUGCCCUCGGCUCUCGUUGCAUUCGCUCACCGCUGUCACCUGCACGGUGUGGCUAGUGGCCUAUGGACUCUUCACCCUUUGCGAGAACAGCAUGAUCCUCUCUGCUGCCAUCUUCAUCACUCUCUUAGGCCUGCUUGGUUACCUCCAUUUUGUCAAGAUUGAUCAGGAGACUCUGUUAAUCAUAGAUUCCCUUGGUAUCCAGAUGACUUCAUCUUAUGCCUCAGGCAAAGAAAGCACUACCUUCAUUGAGAUGGGCAAGGUGAAGGAUGUUGUCAUCAAUGAAGCUAUUUACAUGCAGAAGGUGAUUUACUACCUCUGCAUUUUAUUGAAGGAUCCAGUGGAACCACAUGGGAUAUCCCAAGUAGUACCUGUCUUCCAGAGUGCCAAGCCCCGCCUGGACUGCUUGAUUGAAGUGUACAGGAGCUGCCAGGAGGUCCUGGCGCACCAGAAAGCCACACCGGCAAGUCCAUGAGUCCCAGCAUUGAGAAGGCCAGUACUGUCUGCCAUGGGAGAGGACUCCUAAGCCAUAGUGGCUGGUUUAUUUUCUGUAUUCUAAACCAUCGGGUGGACACAGUCCUAGGAACCAGUAUGGAUGCAGUGGAUCUCAGAGCCACAGAGCAGGUGACUGGAAACCUAACUCAUUGUGUGAUGUUGAGCAAAUUCCUUCUGUGUAUUGUGGUGAUCCCCUUGUAAGGUUUUGCCUACUUCACCAACUGAGGGGAGACCUUAAGAAAUGACAUGUCAAAAGUAAUGUUGACAGAGAGCACUUUGCGAAAUUCCUAAGCAGAUUCAGGUUAACUUUUUGUAGGAUUUGUGGAGCAAGACCAUGGGAAACUGACAUCAGAUUUCUUAAGAAACAUAAUUUCCAACUGCAUAGUACCCCUGUAUAAAAGGAAAAAAUAGUCAAACCCUUCAGGUACUGGUGAGUACCUGGAAGAUGUCCUACAAAAGACUAGUCUCUGUCCAUCUAGCUCCUUUGUUUUCCGUACAGGGUUAAUUUAUGAUGACUCUCUUAAUAAACCUAUCUCUUUCCAAAACAUACACAAUAAUUGCCUGGUUCACAGACAGUUGCUUUUUAUUGACAAACAUGAACAUUGCAUUUCAGUCUUGGAUAUCAAGCACAUUAAUACUCUUCUGUUAUUCAGCAUUGUCUAUGGUUUCCAGCACUUCUUUUUCCAAGAAUGAUGACACAGAAGACCAGACAGAAAUUUGACUUUGGUUUCCAGACAUGUUAAAGAAGGAUAAACACAAACUGCAGAAGCCUUUGAUUAUAAGGCAGUGUCUUCUGUAUAAAAUUAAUACACUAUGGAAAGAUUCAAGAAAGGCUGGGAAGGAGCUAGGGUGGGGGAAAUAGCUGAACCCCCAAGUUCAGUGUGAACACAGCUCCAUUCUUGCUUGCUUUUUCCUUAGGAUCCUAAUUUUUUUUUUUUUUUUUUAACUCUCAGAUAGAUAAUAUUAUCCUCAUGGGUGUUAGAGAUACUCAGGAUAUUACAAAACUAGAGCUGUAAUUCCUGCCUUUUACAUCAGCUCAGGAGGGGUUAUUCAGGAGCCUGUGUUACAUGUGACAUUUGAAUUGUCCGAGGUAGAAAUGUCUCAGUUAGAUCUCCUAUCCUGGGGGAAAGGCAGCAACAGAAAUGGAAGAUGGCUGUAAAAUUGCCAGCCUUGCAAAGUCAAGUUUAUUUAAAAGAGACAGAUGCUCUGAUGUGCUUUUUUUUUUUUUUCCUGUAAAUCAUGUUUGUCAGUUUAAAGGGUGAAAGGAGGGAAGCUUACAGCAGCUGAGGUGUUCAGAGAAACUAGUUCCAACCUUGAAGUUUUUGCAGUGUGCAACACACACACACUUUGUGGAAGUCAAAGGCUUGGUUCUUGGAUACUCCUGCUCGAGCCACACAGUUUUCAGCCCUUGAUUGACAAAUGGUGGGACUGCCUUAGAACUAGGAAAUAAAGCUCAGCUUCUCCAAUGUCAGAGAAUCAGAGUGUAAA
Hyaena hyaena (striped hyena) is the source of this 2143-nucleotide messenger RNA. It is a transcript of the gene PIGH, whose product is annotated as phosphatidylinositol glycan anchor biosynthesis class H. Bases 69 to 635 code for a protein of 188 amino acids. The transcript has 4 exons. Gene Ontology annotation, cellular component: glycosylphosphatidylinositol-N-acetylglucosaminyltransferase (GPI-GnT) complex. Gene Ontology annotation, biological process: GPI anchor biosynthetic process. Lineage: Eukaryota; Metazoa; Chordata; Mammalia; Carnivora; Hyaenidae. The record is from RefSeq and is a predicted model, not a curated record.